Messenger RNA from Rhea pennata, 1573 nucleotides. RefSeq names its product 5-hydroxyisourate hydrolase-like. The transcript is spliced from 4 exons. NCBI's taxonomy places the organism in Eukaryota, Metazoa, Chordata, Aves, Rheiformes, Rheidae. Gene Ontology annotation, biological process: purine nucleobase metabolic process. Bases 1117 to 1476 code for a protein of 119 amino acids. The record is from RefSeq and is a predicted model, not a curated record. Gene Ontology annotation, molecular function: hydroxyisourate hydrolase activity.
CUCCACCUGGCCACGUGGCCCGCGGAGAGGCACCUUCGCCCGUCGCGGGGCGCUCGGCCACCCAGGCUCGCGCGAAGCCGCCCCUCGCUGCGGGUGGUCCCUGAGUGCACCCUGGAGGUCCGGGCUGCCGACCUCAGCGGAGACGGGCUCGAGGCCACCGCCGCUGCUGUCGUCCAGGUGCACGUGAGGCCCGGAAGCGCUGGUGCCGUCCCGCCGCCUGCACCCGCCCUUACUCCUUACUGUGCGCUAACCGCCCGCGCCCCCCAGCCCCACACCCCCCAGCCCCACGCCCCCCGGCCCCAUGCCCCCCAGUCCCCCUCUUGCAAGGCAGUGGGGUCGGACGAGCGCGGCUCCCCGCAGCCCCCGCUCGGGGCUCCCCGGGCUCCCUGCGGCGGCUCCUCCCGGCCCAGUGCCCCCGAGCCCCGCGGGGCUCCCGGCGCGCUGCCCACAGGAGCCGCCCACGCCCGCCCUGCCUCGUGCCGGGAGGAGCGCCCGGCUCUGCCGCGGCCACUAGCACCCAUGGCACAGGCUAGCGGCACCCACCCACGGCAGCUCUGGGGUGGGAGGUGGUGUCCUGCGUGGCGGCACCGUCUGAGGUCUGAGCAGGGCAGGGGAGGUGCAGGUAAGCGGUGCCGGCGCCUCGCCGGCGUCCUCAGCUCAGCCAGCCACCAGCACCCGGAGCCGGGCGGGCAGCGAGGCCCCUUCCCGCUCCAGGAGCAGCCGGUCCUGCCGGGCAGCAGCAACGGCCGGCAGCAGCUCCGGGGCAGCCGCCCCGGUGAGCUCAGCCUGGGGCUCCCGGAGGGAAGGGCCCGGCAGCUCCCGAGCGCCUGCAGGGUUAACGUCUGCAGCGGGCACGUGACUCGCGGUGACACCGCGGGUCAGUGCAGGCUGGGAAAACAGCAGCAGUGGGGACAGGGCUGCUUCCUCCGGGACUGGACACCGCGGUCCCAGGACGAGGGACAGGCUGAGCCGGGCGGGAGCUGGGAAUGCCGGGCUGAGCGGGAGCCCAGGGAGGCGGCAGCCCCAGCACGCAGCCAGGGAGCCAGCACCAGAGGCGGCAGCAGUGCCCGGUGCCGCCUGGGCGAGAGCGCGGCUCUGCACUCACGUGGCUAAGGCAUGUCCGAGUCGCCGAAAGGCUCCGUGACCACCCAUGUGCUGAACACCGCGACGGGCCUGCCAGCAGCAGGCCUUGCCCUGCGCCUGGCCCAGCUCCAAGGGCCAGAGCCGCGGUGGACGGAGCUGACGCAGAGGGUGACGGACGAGGACGGGCGCUGCCUGCCCCUCCUGGCUCCGGGGCAAGCCAAGGCCAGCACCUACAAACUGCACUUUGAGACUGCGGCGUACUGGCAGGGUCUGGGGCAAAACAGCUUCUACCCCUACGUGGAGGUUGUCUUCACCAUCGCUGACCCAGCCCAGAAGCUGCACAUCCCACUGCUGAUCAGCCCUUACUCCUAUACCACGUACCGGGGCAGUUAAGGAGCAAGGCGGGUCCUCCCCCACGCAGCUGCAGCCCCAGGGAGGGACACAGGGCGCUGACAUAGGAGACCGACACCAUUAAAGACUUCAAACAACA